CGCCUGGUGGCCCUGAGGCGGAGGAGGAGGAGGAGGAGCGGGAGGAACCGCCGCCCGCCGCGCCCGGGAGCCUGGAGAGGGAAGCCUAGCCACGGGAGCGCGGAGCAGCAGGCCCAGGCCGCAGGCGCAGGCCCGGACGCCUCUCGGAGAAGAUGCAUUUACAACUGAUUUUCUUCAUUGGACUGAUCGGUUCAAUUUGCUGUGUGUUUGGCCAAACAGAUGAAAAUAGAUGUAUAAAAGCCAACGCUAAAUCCUGUGGAGAAUGCAUACAGGCAGGCCCCAAUUGUGGGUGGUGCACGAAUUCGACCUUUCUACAAGAAGGAAUGCCUACUUCUGCACGGUGUGAUGAUUUAGAGGCCUUGAAAAAGAAAGGCUGCCAUCCAGAUGACAUAGAGAAUCCCAGAGGUUCCACAGCUGUCAAGAAAAAUAAAAAUGUCACCAACCGUAGCAAAGGAACCGCAGAGAAGCUGCAGCCCGAAGACAUCACUCAGAUCCAGCCACAGCAGCUGGUUCUGCAGCUGCGAUCAGGAGAGCCACAGACAUUCACGUUGAAGUUCAAACGUGCAGAGGACUACCCCAUUGACCUCUACUACCUCAUGGAUCUCUCCUACUCCAUGAAGGACGACCUGGAAAACGUCAAGAGUCUGGGGACAGAUCUGAUGAAAAGGAUGAGUUCAGUGACUUCAGACUUCCGAAUUGGGUUUGGCUCCUUUGUGGAGAAAACCGUGAUGCCUUAUAUUAGCACCACACCUGCUAAGCUCAGGAACCCUUGCACGAGUGAGCAGAACUGUACCAGCCCCUUCAGCUACAAGAACGUACUCAGCCUCACGGAGGACGGAGCCGUGUUUAACAGGCUUGUCGGGCAGCAGCGUAUUUCUGGAAAUCUGGACUCUCCAGAAGGUGGAUUUGAUGCCAUCAUGCAAGUUGCAGUGUGUGGGUCACUGAUCGGCUGGAGGAAUGUCACCCGGCUGCUGGUGUUCUCCACGGAUGCUGGCUUCCACUUCGCUGGAGAUGGGAAACUUGGCGGCAUUGUUUUACCCAACGAUGGACAGUGCCACCUGGAGAACAACAUGUAUACCAUGAGCCACUAUUAUGACUAUCCUUCUAUUGCUCACCUCGUUCAGAAACUCAGUGAAAAUAACAUUCAAACCAUCUUUGCCGUUACUGAAGAGUUUCAGCCUGUGUACAAGGAACUGAAAAACUUGAUCCCUAAGUCAGCAGUGGGAACGCUGUCUGCAAACUCCAGCAACGUGAUCCAGCUGAUCAUCGAUGCCUACAAUUCCCUCUCCUCAGAAGUCAUUUUGGAAAACAGCAAAUUGCCAGAAGGAGUAACCAUAAAUUACAAAUCUUACUGCAAGAAUGGGGUGAAUGGCACAGGGGAUAAUGGAAGAAAGUGCUCCAACAUCUCCAUUGGAGACGAGGUUCAGUUUGAAAUCAGCAUUACUUCAAAUCAGUGUCCGAAUAAGAAUUCUGAAACCAUUAAAAUCAAGCCUCUGGGCUUCACUGAGGAGGUCGAGGUGAUCCUUGAGUUCAUCUGUGAGUGCGAGUGCCAGGACGCAGGCAUCCCGGCCAGUCCCCAGUGCCACGAUGGGAAUGGCACGUUUGAGUGUGGGGCCUGCAGGUGCAACGAGGGCCGUGUUGGCAGACACUGCGAGUGCAGCACAGACGAGGUGAACAGUGAAGACAUGGACGCCUACUGCAGGAAGGAGAACAGCUCCGAGAUCUGCAGCAACAACGGGGAGUGCGUCUGUGGGCAGUGUGUCUGCAGGAAGAGGGACAACACGAACGAAAUCUAUUCCGGCAAAUUCUGCGAGUGUGAUAACUUCAACUGUGAUCGGUCCAAUGGCUUAAUUUGUGGAGGAAAUGGUGUCUGCAAGUGUCGCGUGUGUGAGUGCAAUCCUAACUACACUGGCAGCGCGUGUGACUGUUCUCUGGAUACGACUUCUUGCAUGGCCACAAACGGGCAGAUCUGCAACGGCCGGGGUAUCUGUGAGUGUGGCGUCUGCAAGUGCACGGAUCCCAAGUUUCAAGGGCAAACCUGUGAGAUGUGUCAGACCUGCCUGGGCGUCUGUGCUGAACACAAAGAAUGUGUUCAGUGUCGAGCCUUCAAUAAAGGAGAAAAGAAAGACAGGUGUGCGCAGGAGUGUUCACAUUUCAACAUCACCAAGGUGGAAAAUCGGGACAAGCUGCCGCAGCCUGGCCAGGUGGACCCCCUGUCCCACUGCAAGGAGAAGGACGUGGACGACUGCUGGUUCUACUUCACGUACUCGGUGAAUGGCAACAAUGAGGCCAUCGUUCACGUCGUAGAGACUCCAGAGUGUCCCACUGGUCCUGACAUCAUUCCAAUUGUAGCUGGUGUGGUGGCUGGCAUUGUCCUCAUUGGCCUCGCGUUGCUGCUGAUUUGGAAGCUCCUGAUGAUAAUUCACGACAGAAGGGAAUUUGCUAAAUUUGAAAAGGAGAAAAUGAAUGCCAAAUGGGACACGCAAGAAAAUCCGAUUUACAAGAGUCCUAUUAAUAAUUUCAAGAAUCCAAACUAUGGACGUAAAGCUGGCCCCUGAGUUGCCGCCGGGUGAAAAUCCUAUUUACAAGAGUGCUGUGACAACUGUGGUCAACCCAAAGUAUGAGGGCAAGUGAGCCGCCCUACAGACUCCGAGCACUGAUGUAGCUGUCUUCCUAGUCACAGUGUAGUCGCUCUAGGGCAGUAGUGCCAUGGUCUUACUCAAGGGCAGGUUUUGAAAAUGUACAGUAUGUAUAAUUUGUAAGGAUUUUUAUUAUUUCGAAAUAAUGUUCUAAUGCAUGCCAGGGACUGACAGAGACUUGAGACAGGGUGUUAGCCUUGUCAGCCAAGGUCACAUUGUGCCUUCUGACUUUUCCUUCCUGGACUGCUGAAAUCACGUUGCCACUGCGUUGGUGCUGCUUGCGGGGUCGUUGGAAGGGCGAGGGGUAGGGGAUGAGCAUGGGGAGAAUUUCUGUUAAUCAUGUGUUACAGUGGAUUUUUAACUUCACAGAUAUGUCCGUAUUCAGUUCUACAGAUUGCAAAAGUAAAGGUUCCACUAGCUAGUUUAGGGUUAUUUUAAAUCUGUUAUUUUGCCAUUUGCCAUUUAUUGCACGCCUGAUGACAUUUCUGAAAGACAAGCGUGUUGGGAGUUACUGAGAUCAAACAGCUCUGAGAUGGUUGAUCUGCGAAGGCCAUGGGGAAGGUUCAGAGAGUUAGGAAGGAAAAACCAAUAGCUUUAAAACCUGUGUGCCACUGUAAGAGUGACUUAGUCACGGUAACUUUUAUGCCUUCUCUUUAAAUUCCAGCCUUGGGUUAGAAUACUACAGUUUUCGGCUUACACGUCCUUGGUUUAGCACUGUACACACAGGCCGUAAUUUACAUAGCAUUUGCUCAAGGGGGAUCUUUUGCAUUGAGUUUUAUUUUGUUAUUUUGUUUGGAGCCUGGUGCUUUUUAGCUCCUCUUCUAAUCUGAUAGCGUAUUUGUUUCCAUGUUGGGUGAGACUUCCUAUCAAUGCUUUUCCUUUGAAAUGUUAGCUGUAAUUUGCUUUUCAGUGAACUUGUGAAGUCCUCCUGUGGGACAGUCCCCCGCCAAUACAAGCCUUACUUACCUUCAGUUAGUGCCACAGGGACCACCCCACCGUGUAUUGUGCUUCUCACAGCUUGAGUUGCCCCUCACCACCUUAUUUUAAGUGCCUUUUAAUUUUAACAGAUCACUUUUUACAGUGCUAUUUUCUGAAGUUAUUUAUUAAAUAAAAAAGCCUAAAAUACUUGAA
Messenger RNA from Ochotona princeps (American pika), 3770 nucleotides. RefSeq names its product integrin subunit beta 1 (gene ITGB1). Gene Ontology annotation, molecular function: laminin binding; fibronectin binding; collagen binding involved in cell-matrix adhesion. Bases 153 to 2558 code for a protein of 801 amino acids. The transcript has 17 exons. Gene Ontology annotation, cellular component: cell surface; focal adhesion; integrin complex. Gene Ontology annotation, biological process: cell-matrix adhesion; cell migration; cell adhesion mediated by integrin. The record is from RefSeq and is a predicted model, not a curated record. NCBI's taxonomy places the organism in Eukaryota, Metazoa, Chordata, Mammalia, Lagomorpha, Ochotonidae.